Messenger RNA from Carassius auratus (goldfish), 1152 nucleotides. It is a transcript of the gene pmepa1, whose product is annotated as prostate transmembrane protein, androgen induced 1. Gene Ontology annotation, cellular component: early endosome membrane; Golgi membrane. The record is from RefSeq and is a predicted model, not a curated record. The transcript has 5 exons. Gene Ontology annotation, molecular function: R-SMAD binding. NCBI's taxonomy places the organism in Eukaryota, Metazoa, Chordata, Actinopteri, Cypriniformes, Cyprinidae. Bases 1 to 942 code for a protein of 313 amino acids. Gene Ontology annotation, biological process: negative regulation of transforming growth factor beta receptor signaling pathway.
AUGCACUCUUACAAACCGUUUGGGAAUAACACCGGGAAUACUGGAGCACAGCGGCCAGACAGCGGGACGGGGGUGGGGGGACGGAGGCCAAAGGAAAGCCGCUGCUGGAAGAAAGAAGCGUCGCUGAGGGAAAGAGGAAACGCCUGCGUCAAUGUUUUUAUUCGACAGCGCGCCGUGAAGCGAUCGCGUCCGUCCGUUUUCCGCGAGAUCUCCUCAAAGUUCAGCUUCAUGGGUCUGAUGAACGGAACCACCGACACCCACACCAAUGUCUCCUGUACCUGUAACUGCAAGAGAUCCACUUCAUUCCAGAGCAUGGCGAUCACCCAGCUGGAGUUUGUUCAGAUCCUGGUGAUCGUGGUGGUGAUGAUGAUGAUGGUGCUGGUGAUCACGUGUCUGCUCAAUCACUACAGACUGUCUGCGCAGUCUCUCAUCUCUCGACACGGACGAGUGCGCAGACGACACCUGCCCCUGCCGACGGAGGGCAGCCUGUGGUCCUCGGACGCUCCCAGCUCUUCUAAUGUCAUGAGUGAGGGUUACGCUCCGGACCGUGUGUCGUCGUAUCUUCAGCGUGAGCGUCUGUCCCGCUUCCAGCCCACGUUCCCGUACCUCCCUCACGCCAUCAUCGACCUGCCGCCCACCAUCUCUCUGUCGGACGGAGAGGAGCCUCCUCCGUAUCAGGGUUUGUGUUCCCUUCAGCUGCGGGACCCCGAGCAACAGCUGGAGCUCAACCGAGAGUCAGUCCGAGCGCCGCCCAACCGCACCGUGUUCGACAGUCCGCUCAUCAGCGCCGCUCCGCCGGCGUACAGCGAGGUCAUAGGUCACUACUACCACCACACAUCAGGGACCCGACACACAGCGCUGCUGCAGGGAGCGAUACACAUCAGCCGCUCGGACGGACGAAACACACGCAACAAACACAACACCAAAGCACAGCACGUCUGACGCCGCUCUUCCUCUUCUGGAGCCUUCAUCAGACUCUGCAGCUCUCAGAUUUAUCAAUUCCCAGCUGGGAUUUCAUGUGGCUAAAAUAUAUAUAUAUGAGCACAUCAGUGUCCCUGCAGCACAGAAGCAGUCAUCAGUGUCACAGACGGAUAUUUGGAGAAAUACACAACAAUACAUUGUAUGAGUCACAAUUAUACAUCUUUCUUUAAU